Messenger RNA from Ilyonectria robusta, 1751 nucleotides. RefSeq names its product major facilitator superfamily domain-containing protein. Bases 267 to 1751 code for a protein of 494 amino acids. Gene Ontology annotation, cellular component: membrane. NCBI's taxonomy places the organism in Eukaryota, Fungi, Ascomycota, Sordariomycetes, Hypocreales, Nectriaceae. Gene Ontology annotation, molecular function: transmembrane transporter activity. The record is from RefSeq and is a predicted model, not a curated record. Gene Ontology annotation, biological process: transmembrane transport. The transcript has 5 exons.
AUACCAUCAAACUGAACCCACUUCGUACGAAAGGAAAUCCGCGUGCGAAAAGCUGGGGUAGCAGAUAACUGCCAAUCAUCUGCGAUAAGGGGAUGUUGUGUGAAAUAUAUAUACCACCGGCUGGUGAACAACAAUGAUUGAGUGAAUGAGUCAAUUCACCGCCCGACAAGAUUCCCACAAGAGACUCAAGACGGACACAAGGCCCGCCAUUGACUCACAGGCUUGACAUUGCCAUACCUCAAAUAGCUUUCCUCACUCCAGGGUUCAUGAUGAUGGACGCUCAACAGGACGACACCUCGAAGGAGAAGAUGCAAGACAUCGUCUCUACCGCUCAAGGCCAUGUCUCCGACACUGAGAUAAGCAAGGCGGACGCCAAACGUCUUCUACUGAAGACGGACUUGGUCGUGAUGCCGUUGGCUGUGCUCAGUAUGACACUUGCCUUUCUGGACAAGAAUGCUCUGGGCUACGCAGCCAUUCUUGGUAUCAAGGAAGAUGCGAACCUCCAAGGCCAGGAAUACAGUUGGCUGAGCAGCAUCUUCUACUUCGGCUAUCUUGCCAUGGAGUUCCCUAACCUUUGGUUGAUGACCAAGGUUCCCAUCGGAAAAUACAUUGGAGUCUGUCUCUCCCUCUGGGGUUCUUGUCUCUGCUUCAUGGCUCUUUGCCACAAUUUUGCGGGACUGGCAGCCAUCCGCUUUCUGCUGGGUGUUUUCGAGGCUGCCGUAUUGCCGGCGAUGCUGAUUGUCAACUCUAUGUGGUACCGCCGUGAAGAACAGCCGCUCCGCACUGCGUUCUGGUACAAUACAUUCGCCGGAGUGUUCGGCGGCAUCUUGUCUUACGCCAUUGGACAGAUCAAGGGGUCGCUGACGACAUGGAGGUACAUCUUCAUCAUCUAUGGAGCGGUCACCGUUCUUACGGGUUUCCUUUUGUUCUUUGGUCUACCCGAUUCCCCUUCCAAAGCUUGGUUCUUCACUGCAGAGGAGAAGAGACUGGCCGUCAUUCGACUUGCCUCUAACCAAACUGGAGUUGAAUCGCACAAGAAAUUCAACACAACGCAGAUCUUUGAAUGCCUGCGCGACCCCAAGUGCUACUGCAUCUGGGUGGGUGUUUUUGCUUAUGCUAUCGCCAAUGCGGGUAUCACGAACUUCAAUCCGCUCAUCAUCGCCGGUUACGGCUUCAGCAAAACCAAGACGCUUCUGAUGGCUACUCCUCAAGCAGCCGUCGCCAUGGUCAGCCAGGCAAUUCUUACCACAAUCUCAUUCUUCGUACCGAACAUGCGAUGUAUCUUCUGGAUUGGCUCGGCCCUGGUCGGCAUGACUGGUGCCGUUAUGGUACAUGCUCUCAACUCUGAGACGCAGAGAAACGCUUCCCUGGCGGGAGUCUACCUGAUGGGCUUCUACAACGUUCCGUGGGUCUUCCUGCUCAGUUUGUCUUCUUCGAACACAGCUGGAGCAACGAAGAAGAGUUUUAUGGGGGUUUCUGUGGCAGUUAUAUAUGCCAUUGGUAAUAUUGUCGGCCCUCAGUUCUACAGAUCGAACCAGGCACCCAAGUACACUCUCGGCAUUGGUUCAAUUAUGUGUGCAUUUGCCGUUACGGCUGCUACGGGUCUCACCUACUACAUUCUCUGCAUCCUUGAGAAUAAGCGUCGUGAUGAGAAGUAUGGCAAGCCGCAUGACAAUGCCGAAGUUGGGCUCGAGGCAGAGCGGGAAGACAUGACGGAUUGCCAGAACCGAAACUUUAGGUAUACUUAUUAA